AAAAAUCAAUAAUACAGCUUUGGUCUCUCGUUCAAAGUCGAGAUCGCCAGGGGAACAAAUCAGCAGAAAGAAAGCGCUGUGUUGUGUGUGAGAUAUUGUGCAGCAUUGUUAGCAUUAACGUAAUUGUUCCAGCAAACAACAGCGCGCGACACCAUGGCCGACAACGAGCAGAAAGCGAUGCAGCUGAUUGCGGAAGCGGAGAAAAAACUGAACUCGUCCAAAAGUUUCUUCGGCUCGCUAUUCGGUGGCGGCUCGAACAAGGUCGAGGAGGCCGUAGAAUGUUACCAGCGGGCGGCAAAUAUGUUUAAGAUGGCUAAGAAAUGGAGCCAGGCCGGAUCGGCCUUCUGUGAGGCGGCCAACCUGCACGCCAAGGCGGGCAGCCGACACGACGCGGCCACCAACUACGUGGACGCAUCGAACUGCUACAAGAAAACCGACCCAAAUGAAGCGGUCAACUGUCUGCUGAAGGCAAUCGACAUUUACACCGAUAUGGGCCGGUUCACGAUGGCUGCGAAGCAUCAUCAGAGCAUUGCGGAAAUGUACGAAAAUGAAGCAAACGAUUUGCAAAGGGCGGUGCAGCACUACGAACAGGCGGCCGAUUAUUUCAAGGGCGAAGAAUCCACCAGCUCGGCCAACAAGUGCAUGCUGAAGGUGGCCCAGUACGCGGCCCAGCUGGAGGACUACGAGAAAGCGAUACAGAUCUACGAGCAGGUGGCCGGCUCGUGCCUCGACAGCUCGCUGCUGAAGUACAGCGCCAAAGAGUACUUCUUCCGUGCGGCCCUGUGCCAUCUGAGCGUGGAUCUGCUGAACGCUCAGCACGCGAUGGAGAAAUACGCACAACAGUACCCGGCAUUCCAGGACUCGCGAGAGUACAAGCUAGUAAAGACGCUGUGCGAACAUUUGGAGGAACAAAACGUGGAUGGGUUCACUGAAGCGGUCAAGGAGUACGACAGCAUCUCCAGGCUGGACCAGUGGUACACCACGAUCCUGUUGCGAAUCAAGAAGCAGGCCAACGACAAUCCGGAUCUGCGAUAAGCAGCUCACCACCAAGAAUAUCUAUCAAAAUCCGCUCGUUUUGGUCUAUUUGUGCGCGCCUCCUCCCCUUCCAGGCGGCAUUAUAAUCACACGUACAUACACACGGACAUACACAAACCAAGACCUGUUUGUUUAAGUUUUUAAACUGUUGUGUUUUUGCGGUUCGAAACUAUUGUUUUUCGCGGGCGUGUUGUGUCCGCGCACCGAACCGAUUAAAUGCAUGACACUCUUCACUCUGUCGUUUCGUGCGGUUACCCAAAUACAGCCGAAACCGAUGGUGGUACGGGCGUAUAUCAUACCUUUUAAAACUCAUCUAUCCCACUGGAAUUAAUGGAAAACGUAAGCCACAAUUUUAUCGUCUCUAGACGCUCUAGAAUAUUGAUAACAAAAGGAAACACCCACACAAACUAUUCGCUACAACACAGUAAACUGUAAAAAAGUGUCGCUAUUUAAAAAAAAACACCCUCCCUUUUCGUAGUGUAAUAACCAUGCCACCACCCCCUACCCCUGCUCCUCUUUGGCAGGGUGCAUCGAGAUCUGUUGAUCCCUGUUAACCUCGAACCACGCGGCAACCUCCAUUUGGAAUUGCGUUUGCGCAUGUACGUACGUUGAGUCUUACAACACUUAUAUAGCAAUGCUUAUUAUACAUUGUUUUUUUUUUUUGUUAAUAAAUUAAACAGCAUUAGAUAAAUAAGUGGUUAAGGCAUGGAGCUGUUCCACACCGAAGCAAACGGACCAGGCGUACAUACACACAUACACAACACUCACACAACAGACCACCGUGGUGGUACCGGGCCGGUGGUCCAGGAACGGAUUGCAAUUGAGUGAAAUUAGCUGGAAGAUCGUGGCCAGAGGAAACCGAGAACUGAGCAAGCAAGUAGCUUUUUCCCGCCUCUCUGUACACGCCACAUACACACACGCCCUCCCACCGGGUCACGUGGAUUUGUUUGCGCUCAUUGUUGUUUUGCUGCAAAAAAAAAAACACACACACACACACGUAUAAAUAUAUAUAUAGAUUAUGCCUGCCAGAAGAAUAGCGAAACAAAAACAAAAAAUCGUUCAAUAGGCUAGUGAAUGCGAUCCUUUCGGUGUACGGGGCAGACGGGGCAGGUGGACGAAUGGGUCACGCGUGCCAGAAGUCUGUACCGCUUAGUACGAAAGAUGCAUUAACAACGUAAAGAAUAGUAAUGAUUCGCGCUACAAUUCGACAUAAUACCGCAAAAGGUAUAGAAUUCUAGUAAACAAAAAGAGUAACCAAACACUCAAGCCAGUACGUAUCUUACGUCCCACUCCUCCACCUCCUCCCCCUCCACCAGCAGAAGGGACAGCAGUCACAGACAGAGUGCUUGCUGCAGGUGCAGUGGAUCAGUGGACACAUUGUUGCUACCAAAAUCUACCCAUGCAUUUGUGGCGUACGCAGGCUCGUGUGCAAAUGUUUAGAUCCCUUAGCCACGCGUAGUUAAACCAGACCGCGCCCCGAAUCCCUACCACGUGCGAUGCGGAUAGGAUGUUGGUAUAUGAGCGGAGCGAGAGAGAAAUCGGCCCGAAAGAGAGUAAGAUACACACGAUCGAGUACGAUCGAGCGAAAUUAAUAGCACCACUAGCGAAACCCAUAGUUAAAAUGGGCCUGGCAAUGAAGGGGGCUGGUAUUAUCACUUUCUUGCUAAACAAAACUCACAACAACAACAACAAAAACAUACAUUAAAUCUAUUAUUAAUGUACACGAAUAUGGAGAGGGAAUAGUACAGCAUUACUAUAUAUACAUAUAUUCUCGAGCAAAUUGCGACAACAGACAGCGAAAACGGACAAGCAGCAGGGAAGCAGAUGGGACAGAGAUAGAUGAGAGUGGGAGCGGGGUGAAAAAAAAAACAACAAAACUAUACUAACGAUUACAUGUUUCCAAUUGAAUUGCAAUAACAAAACUACCGUGAAUGAAGUCAAUAAAGUAAAAUCAACGCUAUAAACGCUAAAUAAAAA
Anopheles coluzzii is the source of this 3012-nucleotide messenger RNA. RefSeq names its product alpha-soluble NSF attachment protein (gene alphaSnap). NCBI's taxonomy places the organism in Eukaryota, Metazoa, Arthropoda, Insecta, Diptera, Culicidae. Gene Ontology annotation, biological process: SNARE complex disassembly; intracellular protein transport. The transcript is spliced from 5 exons. The record is from RefSeq and is a predicted model, not a curated record. Bases 154 to 1035 code for a protein of 293 amino acids. Gene Ontology annotation, molecular function: syntaxin binding; soluble NSF attachment protein activity. Gene Ontology annotation, cellular component: vacuolar membrane; SNARE complex.